AUGACGAGAACAUAUUUAUACCUGGUUUUCAACUUGAUUUCAGUGCAUAUUUGUCAGAACUGCCAGAACUUUUCUACCUACGAUGUGACCUUUAAUUCAACAAAUUUUGAAUACAUAUUGCACUGGAGCAAACAUGACUUGGGAUCAGAUGUAUCAUUCAAUGUCCAAUACAAACGGUAUGGGCAGCCAGAAUGGUUGCUGCUUCAUGACUGUCAAAAUAUUACUAGGGAAAACUGUAAUUUAACAAAUGCAAUAACUGGAGAUGAAGAACACUUCAUGGAUAACCAGUAUUUUGGAAGAGUCAUGGCACUGUCACCAAACUGUACCUCUGACUGGGUCACAUCGAAAAGACUAAACCCAAGAGUAGACACAUGUUUGAUUUUACCAAAAUUGAGCUACACUCCAAAUGUAAAUUCAAUAACAAUUCUCAUUCCAACUCCUUACAUACCUAUAAGAGGUAGAGACAAACAGCCUGUAACAGUGGAAGAUCUUUAUAAAAAUGAUACCUUUGAAUACCAUUUGAUCUUUUUAAACUCUGAAAAACAAGUUAAAUGGCAAAAAACCCAGACAGAGAGAUUGUUUAAAGUGACUGGCUUGUCUCCUGGCAUAGAAUAUAAUGUAACUGUCUAUAUUUCAAUUGAUAAUGAGAGGAAAAGUGAUAAACAAUUUUUUGUGGUGAGAACACUUCCAGAUUAUUCCAUGGUAAUCCUGGUUACAAGUCUGGUUGCGGUUUUUGUCAUUGCCCUGUGUGCUGGAUUUUUUUUGUUGAGCUAUAAAUACGUAAAACAAAGAGUAAACACACCAAAUUCUUUAGUUUUCCAGAAAUCUACAACAUUACCUCUGCUGACCCUGUCGAAGGAUAAAGUGAUCAGUACUUGGACUCUAGGAUUUUGUCCAGCUAUGCAGAAUUAUGAGCAAAAACAUCAGGAGACAUCAAGAAAGAUUUGGCAAGACAUACCUGGGGAUUUAAAAUUGCACACGUAUGCACGUCAGUCACAUGGUGCUGUUACACCUGAAAAAGAUUCUGAAGUGGACAUACAGGAAUCAUACUGCCCUCAGAGAAAUAUGAGCAGUUUAGUCUCCUCAGUACAUUAUGGCAAGGUGCUUGACAUGACGACCAGUAAUGUGACAUAUCUCCAAAACACUACCCCAAGUGCCUACAGGAAAGUUUCGCAUGAAUGUGAAGGAGAGUUUCAGAUAAAUACUCAACCUUUUCUAGACUAUGAUGAAGAUGUGUCCAAUGCCUUUAUUGGUAAUUCUUUCAAAUUCAAUCUGUUUUCUUCUUUACUAAGUGGAGAGUCAAAUAAUAUUCCCAACAGCAUGUCUCCAAUUGGAUUAAUAUCAAGUGUUACAAUAAAAGAUUAUGGGGAUUUUCCUGCACCGAUGGAACAGACUGAGGAACCUUCACCAGUUUUACUAUCAGACUUGUACCUUAAUGACUGUACAAGUAACCGGAUAGAGGAACUCAACUUGCAACACAUGGAACAUGUGGGACAUGAUGAUAGCUCCUACAUUUUACAGUGUCCUGUAGAAAACUUUACAACAAAAACUUUUGUCAAAACAACUGCAUACAAACAGCAAUGUGGUCUGUAAGUUAUCCAGAAAUUUGUUAGCAUGAUUCACUAGUUGCCAUGAUUAAGAACGUUACGGUUCGAAACUCGUUGGCAUUUCUGUGAGAUUGUACGUUCACUAUGGGUGUUUUUUCUAUUUACUAUGUUUUAAAGUCAAAUAGAAACAAGGGUCUGGGUGUAUUUUAGCAACUGGGUGUA
Hyla sarda is the source of this 1769-nucleotide messenger RNA. RefSeq names its product interleukin 22 receptor subunit alpha 1 (gene IL22RA1). The transcript is spliced from 7 exons. The record is from RefSeq and is a predicted model, not a curated record. Lineage: Eukaryota; Metazoa; Chordata; Amphibia; Anura; Hylidae. Gene Ontology annotation, molecular function: protein binding. Bases 1 to 1593 code for a protein of 530 amino acids.